Molecule: messenger RNA, 3333 nt
Organism: Juglans microcarpa x Juglans regia
Lineage: Eukaryota; Viridiplantae; Streptophyta; Magnoliopsida; Fagales; Juglandaceae
Exons: 6
Coding region: 781-3081 (766 amino acids)
Source: RefSeq, a predicted model, not a curated record
GACCCACCAUUUGUUUUCUAUUUGUUUACUCUGUUUUUUCUUUUCAAAUUUGGGAGGCUUGAAAAGAAAUCAUCUAUCACCUUUUCAAUCUUUCUUUGGUAGUUCUUAUCAAGGCCCCAAAACCGAACACUCGGACAUACAUUACUCGUCAACUCACAGUUUUAGACUCUGAAAAGAGAGAUGGAGAUACGAGGAACAACAAAUACAACAAAAGAGAUCCAAAGGAGAAAGCGAAAGAAGAAACCUUUAGAAUAACAAAGAGAGAAACUUGGGUUUUUAAUCUUGUGUUAUAUGUAUGUAUGAUCGCAAUCUUCGUUGGACAGUGCAUUGAUGUUUGGAAAACCAUGAAUGGCACUUUGCUCUUUUUCUUCCGCACAUGACUAACAUGUUCUUUUCAGAUUCUUUUGUUUUUACCAAGUUUAGUUGAUGAUGAUUUUCGGUUUCUGGUCUACACAAGCUGUUGAAGUACCACAGUUGAAAUUGGGUGCAUUUGGUAAAUACACUUGGUAGUCUCCCUUCUAGAGAUAUAUGGAUAUGAAAACUUAUUAGACAAACUUGCAUCUUCUAUUCAUGGGAUUAGGGCUGUGAAGUUUUAAUUUUCUUUAUUGGCAAACAUAGAUUGGGACUUUAUUUUAAUCGUUCAUUGGGAGUUUAAGGUGGAGUUGGAUUCUUAUGCAUGGAUGAAAUUAGAAUGAGGGAAUAACUCAUAUAUUAGUAGGUGGAACAACUGUAAAAGAAGACCAUCUUUAAUAUUCUGGAGAACAUUUACUCAACCGUGGAAUGGGCUUUCCUCAGAUAUCCUGUGGCAGUGUUGCCGAGGAAGUAGCAGCAUCGCUGAGCGCAUUAGUGCAAAAUCCUCCAAGAAUGAUUAGCUUGAGAAGUUGUGACAUGAGUGCAAUGCAUGGAGGAAAUAUGGGCAACCGAAUGCAAGUGGAUAUUCCAGGUGCUUCUUUUGGAGAGUUCCAAAGGAGAACCAUUCCACAGUUUCUAAAGGAAUCAGAUUGCACAAAUAUGCAUAAUGAUGAUAGAUCCAGCAUGAGUAAGUUGAAGAUUAAUUCUAUUGAACAAAAUAGUUGGUUGUCUAGUAUUAAUGGACGAAACAUUCAGACACUUGUCCCAAGGAUUGUUGGUUUUGAAUCAAGGACUUUAAAUUCUUCUGAUAAUGUGUUUGAUGGAAAUAAAUAUUCUUCUACUGUGGUUAGUAUCAAAGAUUAUCCAAAUGAGGCUACUGGGUUGGUAGUUAGGAAGCGUUUAAUGUCAACUUUGGAUGGAAUGUUUUGCCUUGAUCAAUGUAAUGGUGAUUCUCCAGACAUUAAUAGUGGUGCUUAUCAGAGUAAUUUCACAAGUGGCGAUGAUCCUGAUAAUGUUUAUAUGUUACAAGAACAUAAGAGGCCUCAUAAAGGUGAGUCUAAUUUUAUCAAUACUCCAAUCUGGUCUUUGUCAUGUUUCCCACAAUUGAAGAAUUCAUCGGAUGAUAAUUGUGGGGGAGGGUCCAUAUUUCUUGCUGAUGGCCCGUCGCAAGAAAACCGGGAGCAACAGUGUCAACACCAUUUUCUGUCAUCAUCUGAACUUAAUUACUUUGGAGAAUCAACCAAGGUAAGGUCCAAAACAAGAGAAAUAGCCAUGCCUCCAACUCCUAAAAAUGUAUCACCUCCUCUAUCUUUGUCUCCCCUUGGCCCAAAACUUCCUGAAAUAGUGAAAUCUUCAGGUGGAUAUAAGGACAAUAUGGCAGUGUUAAAUCAUGACAAAGAAACUUUGAAGGGCAUGGAACAGUCACUUGAUGGAACUAGACCAAACCAUUUACCUUCCAAGAAAAUCAAUUUUAGGCUGCCGAGUAAAUCAUCAGAAGAUAUCGAUAAUUUGCAGAAAGAAUUUAACUUGUUAAUUCCUCGAAAUACCAGUGGGAUGAGAUGGCGUAGGAAUCUGGAUUCUGACUUCACUUCCCAUGUGAAAUUGAUUAGAUCUCUGAGUAGACUGCCAAUUAGAAGAUCCUUGGUUGGUUCAUUUGAGGAAUCUUUGUUUUCUGGUCGGUUAUUAUCCAACAAAUUUAGUCAGAGAAUUGAUGGUUUCCUUGCUAUUAUGAAUGUCACUGGAGGGAAAUGCUCACCAAAAUCACUAAAACUUCCAUUUGGGGUAACCAGCGUGGAUGGAGAUAAUUGCCUAUUGUAUUAUUCAACAAUUGAUCUCACUAUGAAUAUUGCAGCAAACAAGUACAGAGGCAUUCAGAUGAAGAGGAACCUUAGCAAUGAUGAAUCACAAGCAGACAAGAGUCGUCUGCGUAUACCUAUGAAAGGUCAGAUACAACUUGUUCUCAGCAAUCCAGAAAAGACACCUAUCCAUACCUUCUUUUGUAAUUACGACUUGAGUGACAUGCCAGCUGGUACCAAGACAUUCCUGCGGCAAAAGAUCACUCUGUCUCCUUCUACACCAACUUCUGUGUGUAGAAAUGAAGGACCUAGAGAUCCUAACUUGAAAACUGUUGCCAAGCCCUCUUUGAUCCCAAACACUAGUCAUACCAUGCAGCUUAGUGAUGGUGAUGCUAACUCAAAUGGGUUUGAUGUUGUUCAUUCAAUAAGAUCGAUGAACCAGAGGAUGACAAUGAUGGAAACUGGGGUUUCUAGUUAUUGUGAGCAUGUUGCUUCUGAAAUGGAAAGCAAAGGAGAGGACUCAGAGGAGAGCAGAGUGGCCUUGCAUUGUAGUGGGUUUGACAGUCAUCCGUUUGAAAAUACUGAUAGGGAGGACUACUUUCCAUCAAAUAAAAGUCACGUAACUGAGAACAAGUCUGCACAUGGCCCUCCAAAGAUAAAUGAGAAUGCUUCUGCGGUUCUGCGUUAUGCUCUUCACCUCCGCUUUUUAUGCUCUUUACCUAAGAAAUGUUCAAGGUCAAUCCAGAAGUGCAAAUCUGAUUCCUUACAUGAACAAGUAACCACAAAUAUGGAUGUGGAAGGAGGGCGGCGCUUCUACUUGUAUAAUGAUUUAAGGGUGGUCUUUCCACAACGCCAUACGGAUGCUGAUGAGGGCAAGUUACAUGUGGAGUAUCAUUUUCCUUCAGAUCCAAAAUACUUCAACAUCAACAACUAAAAUGCUCAGUGCACUAGAUAAGUACUUGUCUGUUGUCCUUGUACAUCUUGAUUUGGAUAAGAAAUGCUGGUAUACUUUUUGUAAUAUAAUUCAGGGAUCUUAUCCUUGGGGAAAUUUCCCAAUUCAAUUUAAUUUUAUAAAUGAAUUUAUUCAGGAAUUAGUUGAUGUUUCGAAAGAAUGCAAUGCUCGGAACUUUUAAGAUUGUGAGAUGAUGAUGAUGAAGUUGAGAGCCAUUAUGUUCAAAUCUAUUUA